This is a messenger RNA of Choloepus didactylus (southern two-toed sloth), 2098 nucleotides long. It is a transcript of the gene DYDC2, whose product is annotated as DPY30 domain containing 2. Gene Ontology annotation, cellular component: Set1C/COMPASS complex. Lineage: Eukaryota; Metazoa; Chordata; Mammalia; Pilosa; Megalonychidae. The record is from RefSeq and is a predicted model, not a curated record.
GCGCGAGGAUGGGUGAGCCCGGGGCGCGCGCCAGAGGGUGGCGAGCGCGCAGCUGGGUGAAGGGGGCUCGAGGGUGGGUGAGCACAGCGCGUUUAUCUCAGGUGUCAGAGGAGGUGCCCCGCAAGGAGGAAGGUUCUGGAGAGUCGAUGAGGAAACUGAGACUCAGAGAUACUGAGUGACUUGCUGAAGAUCACACAGCUGGCCCCCAAGAUGGAAACUGACUACCUGAAGAAGUGCUUUGGAAAUUGCCUGGCCCAGGCACUGGCAGAGGUGGCAAAGGUUCGGCCUAGCGACCCAAUAGAGUACCUGGCUCACUGGCUUUAUCAUUAUAGGAAAACCACAAAGGCAAAAGAAGAGAAUAUGCAAGAGAAGAUACAGUUGAAAGAGAAAUAUGGCAAUAGCCUCAAGGAAGUAGAAAUGACGAAAAUGUUGAAGCAAGAGAAGUGUCAGAUUCAACAGGCAUGUGAAAAGUGUCAUAAGGCACCAAUUUCUGAAGCUAUUUCCACAAAGAAGACCACAUUCAUGCAGGAGCAUAGUAAACCCCUUGAGAAGGAGGCCUUGACGCAGGAACCCCUGCCAGGUACUUCCAAAAUGAUUCCGGGAAUGCCCCAGCAGCUUCCUCCUUUGGAUGAGACCGACCAGAACUUCGAAACUCCACAAGACAUAAAGUACCAGGAGGCUUGUCUGAAUAAAGUUGCUCGCGGCAUGUCUCCUGGCUUUACAUCUCCUUAGAUUAUCAGAGGCUGGAUGAUUCCAAUGAUGCUUCCCUUGAAGUUGCAAGACAAGAAGGUGGCUGGCUAGAAGAGCUCUGGCUUAAAAAUGACAAUUAUGUAGCUGAAACCGUGAUUUGAGGGACUGUGGCAGGAGGCAUCUGCAAGGACUCUCCAGCCCAAGUCCCUUUCUGACAGCCAUCAAAAGCCCUGAAUCAUGUGAAGAUUUGAACUAGUUGUAGGAUAAAAUCAACUCAGAAUAGGGAAUUUAAAUAUGUCAACUCUAUCCUUCCAGUUGCUCAGAGCAGAAAUCUUGGUGUCAUCCUUGGCUCCACUCUUUCUGGCAUCCUAGAGUUGGUCUGUUGACUUUCCACUUAAAAUACAGCCAAAAUUCAACCACUUCUCACCUGCUCCACUGGCAGCACCCAGGCCGGAGCCACAAUCAUCUUCUGCCUAGAUUGCAGUCACCUGUUAACUGGCUCCCUUCCUCUGCCCUUACCCUUCAAUAGUCUAUCCUCAAUGUGCCAGACAACGUGAUCUGGGUAAAACAUAAGUCAUAGCACGUCUAAUGAGGGCUUCCUAUGUCAGUCACAGAAAAAUCCAAGGCCUUUCCUAUGACCUACAAGACUCUAGGAUCUGAUUCCCCAUGAUCUUUCUACUCUCCACAAUGUUUUCUCCACUCCAGCCACAAUGACCCUUUGUGCUUCGAGCAUGCCAGGCACAGUCUGAUCUCAGAACAUUUGCUUUCUCUUCUCUCUGCUUGGAAUGCUUACACUCUUCCAUCUCCCACCUCUUCCCUUGUUUCUGCAGAUCCUCUCUUCCUUCAGGUCUUUACUCAAAAGUCGCCUUCCCAGUGAGGCCUUUUCUGGCCCAUCCCGUCUAUAUUUCACUACCACCACCGACAAUGUUUUCUACGCCAUUUCCUGCCAGUCUCUCUCAGUAGAGUGUGGGCUCCAUGAGAACAGAGACUAUUUUGUUGACUUCUGUAUCCCCAGCAGUGCCCAGCACAUGGGAUGCCCAAUAAAUAUUUGCCAAAUGGGUGAAUGAGGAGUGUGCAACUCAUAACAGGCAUGGGAAAAUGGCAAGCCAGCCUGUUUUGAUUGGCACAAGGAUUGGUUUGCAAUUUCCAGGCCUCUGACCCCUCCCUCCAGUCCAGGAUUGGCUGCAUAAUACACAGGGUAGUGCAAAAUGAAAAUGCAGGUCACAUUGUACAAAGAUUAUUAAGUAUUUCAAGACUGUGACAGCAGCGUAUUAAACCAGUGUUCUAGUUAGCUAAUGCUGCCAGAAUGCAAAACACCAGAAAUGGAUUGGCUUUUAUAAAAGGGGGUUUAUUUGGUUACACGGUUACAGUCUUAAGGCCAUAAAGUGUCCAAGGUAACGCAUUAACA